AUGGCGGCCCUUCUCUACUAUGCCGGCUGCUUGCUAGUCGGGUACAUCGCCCUCACGAUGUUCUUCUACGCCCUCUCGCUGGUCCUCCCCAAGGCCGCCUUCGUGGCCAGGGUGUUGGCCUCGUACAUGUCGUUAAUCGUCUGCUCCCUCUACGGCGUGUCCGCGUCCGUCGCCUUGCGCCUGGUCGGUCGCGGCCAGCUCUCCCAGUGGACCGUCGCCCGCAGCUUCAAGUACCUCAUGGGUUUCGCGACGGGCGUCACCUUCGACGUUGAGGACCCACGCAACCACCUGGGCACAGUGCGCCCAGCCGUCUUCAUCGGCAACCACCAGACCGAGCUGGACGUGCUGAUGCUGGGCUGCAUGUUCCCCAAGUACUGCAGCGUCACGGCCAAGGCGUCGCUCAAGAAGGUGCCCUUCCUCGGCUGGUUCAUGGCCCUCAGCGGCAGCGUCUUCAUUGACCGCGCCAACAGUAAAGACGCCCGUCAGGCUAUGCAGGGCGCCGCCAACGAGAUCCGCGACAAGCGCCAGAGCGUCUACAUGUUCCCCGAAGGCACCCGCAGCUAUGCGAAGGAGCCUAUGCUGCUACCUUUCAAGAAGGGCGCCUUCCAUCUCGCCGUCCAGGCCCAGGUGCCCAUUGUUCCUGUGGUUGUCGCCAACUACAGCCACGUCCUUUGGGUCAAGGGGCUUGUGUUUAACGCCGGUCGCAUUCCAUGCAAGGUCCUCGACCCGAUCCCAACCACGGGUCUCACGGCCGCCGACGUCGACGAACUGACGCGCACCACCCGGAACCUGAUGCUCGACGAGCUGCACGCCCUGACCGAGAAGGCGCGUGGAUUGCAGGCUGGUGCGACAAAGGUAGCGCCAGCGACGGAGUCGAAUGGGGUAGCGUCCAAGGCGACGGGGUCGGAUAUGAGGGUUAAUGCUUGA
Dichotomopilus funicola is the source of this 927-nucleotide messenger RNA. RefSeq lists its product as uncharacterized. The record is from RefSeq and is a predicted model, not a curated record. Bases 1 to 927 code for a protein of 308 amino acids. Lineage: Eukaryota; Fungi; Ascomycota; Sordariomycetes; Sordariales; Chaetomiaceae. Gene Ontology annotation, molecular function: 1-acylglycerol-3-phosphate O-acyltransferase activity. The transcript has 2 exons. Gene Ontology annotation, biological process: phosphatidic acid biosynthetic process. Gene Ontology annotation, cellular component: endoplasmic reticulum; membrane.